Messenger RNA from Nelumbo nucifera (sacred lotus), 3300 nucleotides. RefSeq names its product protein NLP7-like. Gene Ontology annotation, molecular function: protein binding; DNA-binding transcription factor activity. The record is from RefSeq and is a predicted model, not a curated record. Lineage: Eukaryota; Viridiplantae; Streptophyta; Magnoliopsida; Proteales; Nelumbonaceae.
UUAAAAGUGGCAGUUUCCAAGAAUCAAAUGCUGCUCCUAUCGUCCCUCUUCAGUCUUCGAUGAGUCGAAUUUCCAAGUAGAAAGUGAAAAUUUUCAGAAUUCUGACAGAAAACGUAAUGUCUGAAUCAGAGGAAGAAAAUCCAUCCUUGCCUCCCAAGUCGACGGAGCUCCCUCCAACGGUCGAGCGGGAUUCCAUCAUGGACCUCGAUCUCUAUCUCGAUCUCGACUCUCCCUGGUCGUUUGAUCAGAAUCCUUUUGCCUCCAACCCGGGGUCUCCGUUUCUCCUCCCUUUGGUUUCGCCGUCUCAUAACCCACUUCUUUUCUCGUCUUCUGAGCAGCUCUAUUCCCCUUCGUGGGCCUUGUUGGAUGCUGAUGACGACAAAUCCGGCGUCAAUCAUCCCAACUCCUCUCUUCCCGGAGGUCCUCGGCUUGUCGAUCACUCUAAACUUAUUUCAUCAUUUAAUCCUGAUUCCUUAACUGGAAAUAUCACGGGGAAUGAUGAUAAAAGAAGACAUGUUCCUACACCUGUUCUGAUUCCACUACAAGAGAAUCUAGAUGGAUAUUCUGUGAUCAAAGAGAGGAUGAUGCAGGCACUUCGGUACUUCAAAGAAUUGACGGAACAACAUGUUCUAGCUCAGGUUUGGGCACCUGUAAAGAAUGGUGGCCAGUAUGUACUCACGACUUCUGGACAACCUUUUGUUCUUGAUCCAAAUAGCAAUGGACUUCUUCAGUACAGAACGGUUUCUUUGAUGUACAAGUUUUCUGUGGAUGGAGAGAAUGAUGGAGACUUGGGGCUUCCUGGCCGUGUUUUCAGGCAAAAGUUGCCUGAAUGGACUCCAAAUGUUCAGUAUUAUAGCAGCAAGGAGUACCCACGUCUUAGUCAUGCACUUCAUUACAAUGUUCAGGGAACCCUGGCUCUGCCAGUAUUUGAACCUUCUAGGCAGUCUUGUGUUGGUGUUGUUGAGCUUAUAAUGACAUCACAAAAGAUUAAUUACGCUCCUGAAGUUGAUAAAGUCUGCAAAGCUCUUGAGGCAGUAAAUCUAAAGAGUUCUGAAGUACUGGAUCAUCAAAAUAUACAGAUUUGUAAUGAAGGUCACCAAAAUGCCCUGGCUGAAAUCCUAGAGAUAUUAACUGUAGUGUGUGAGACCCAUAAAUUGCCUCUGGCUCAAACUUGGGUUCCAUGCAAGCAUCGCAAUAUUCUAGCCUAUGGUGGUGGUAUGAAGAAGAGUUGCACAAGUUUUUAUGGAAGUUGCAUGGGGCAAGUUUGCAUGUCUACAACUGAUGCAGCAUUUUAUGUUGUGGAUGCACACAUGUGGGGAUUUCAUGAGGCAUGUACAGAGCACCACUUGCAGAAGGGACAAGGAGUAGCUGGGAGAGCAUUUUUAUCUCAUGGGUCAUGUUUUUCUCGAGAUAUCAUCAAAUUCAGAAAAACCGAAUACCCCCUAGUACACUAUGCACGCAUGUUUGGGUUAACCAGCUGCUUUGCUGUUUGCUUACGGAGUACUCACACAGGGAGUGAUGAUUACAUUCUCGAGUUUUUCCUGCCCCCUAGCAUCACAGACAGUCGAGAACAAGAUACCUUACUGGAUUCUCUUUUGGGAAGUAUGAAGCAGCAUUUUCGAAGCCUGAAAGUGGCCUCUGGGAAAGGACUGGAAGAAGAAAGAUCUGUUGAAAUUAUUAAAAUAUCUGCAGAUGAUAAUCUGGAACUUGAAGGUGUUAAAAUAUCCUCUGCAAUGGAAACUCCUGUGGGAAACAAUGACUUGCCAAAUGGGGUGGAGAAAUUGCAUCAAGAUUCACAAGAGCAGCAGAGCAUAGUGGAAAUUGAUGGUCAGAAGGAUGGAGAGAAUGUUCUUAAAACAGAUGGAACCCACUCCACACUUUCUGUACCUGAUAAAGGCAUGAAGAAACCAUUGGAAAGAAGGCGUGGUAAGACAGAGAAAUCAAUUAGUCUAGAGGUUCUCCAACAAUAUUUUGCUGGGAGUCUGAAAGAUGCUGCAAAGAGCCUAGGCAUUUGUCCGACUACCAUGAAACGCAUCUGUAGGCAGCAUGGUAUCUCUAGGUGGCCAUCUCGCAAGAUCAACAAGGUUAAUCGUUCUCUUUCGAAGUUGAAACGUGUCAUUGAGUCUGUCCAAGGUGCUGAUGGAACAUUUUCACUAACUUCUCUUGCAACAAGUCCACUUCCUAUUGCUGUUGGUUCUAGUUCUUGGCCUGUUAGCUUGAAAGGACCCAAUCAACCACAUUCACCAAGUUCUAAGCCCUUGAUAUUUCAUAGGGCAAAGGAUGGAGAAUCACCAGUAAAUAAGACAGCUGAGGGUGAUGGGAAUGGAGAUAAAGAGGAUCAAAUACCUGGAGGAGGCAGAUUAUUAGCUCAUCAAGAACUCGUCAACCGGCAAAGCAUGCCUCAUUUGGGCUUUCCUAAGGUUCCUAAUGGAUCAAGAACAAAAAGUGGUUCAGGGGAAGAGAGCACUGGUAACCCUACUUCUCAUGGAUCAUGCCAAAGUAGCCCUGCAACUGAAGCAUCCCCUUUAAAUGAUCCAUGCACUACAUCUAACCAGGAACUAGGGAUAAAUACAUGUAGUUCCUUUGUGUUGGUGUCUCAACCAAAUGGAGAACUAAAUCUAUCAGCUGCAUAUUCUAUCCCUUCUGCUCAUAUAACUACACUGCCACAAACACCUUUUGGUGGAAUGUUAAUUGAGGAUGCAAGAAGUUCAAAAGAUUUGAGAAACCUCUGUACUACAGCACCUGAGGCUUGUCUAGAUGAGCGGAUCCCAGAAUCUAGUUGGACAAAUCCUCUAUGUCCUAAUCAAGCCCCUCAGCAGGUUGCACCUCCCCUGAGUCACACAAUGCCACAUACCCAAGAUGUGAGGAAUGUGACUAUUAAAGCUGCUUAUAAAGAAGAUAUAAUAAGGUUUAGGCUCUCUUUGACUUCUGGUGUGGCUGAAUUGAAGGAGGAAGUGGCCAAGAGGCUGAAGUUGGAAGUGGGUACAUUCGAGAUCAAGUAUCUGGAUGAUGAUCAUGAGUGGGUUUUACUAGCUUGUGAUGCGGAUUUGCAUGAGUGCAUGGACAUCUCAAAAUUGUCAGGUGGGCACAUGAUCAGACUUUCAGUGCAGGAUAUAACUGCCAACUUUGGRAGCUCUUGUGAAAGCUCAGGACACAAAGUAGGUAAAAUUGUCAUACAAAUCUUGUAAAUUAUAGUGUACUAGGCAGGCCAAAUGGUAAAUUUGUUUUGGAAACCUGCCUCAUUGUUGUAAAAUAUUUUCCUAUUUGGAUUAGAGAAAUAAAACUAUGCUCCUUGUGCUA